Molecule: messenger RNA, 1969 nt
Organism: Ixodes scapularis (black-legged tick)
Lineage: Eukaryota; Metazoa; Arthropoda; Arachnida; Ixodida; Ixodidae
Gene: Usp14
Product: ubiquitin carboxyl-terminal hydrolase 14
Exons: 17
Coding region: 407-1879 (490 amino acids)
Biological process (GO): proteasome-mediated ubiquitin-dependent protein catabolic process; protein deubiquitination; regulation of proteasomal protein catabolic process
Molecular function (GO): proteasome binding; cysteine-type deubiquitinase activity; protein binding
Source: RefSeq, a predicted model, not a curated record
UUAGAAAAAAACAAAAAGAUUUCUAAUACUUUCCUUAAAGUCGUUCCCAAAAUAUUAAAAUAAAUACACUUUAUUGAGUGUACACUAUUCAGUUUAGUUAUUGGAACCAUGUUUACCUCGGAAAGUAAGAGAGCAAAUACGACCUACGACACUGCGGGACUGCGGCAAGCCGCUUUUCUGAUUGAAACACACGAUUGAAGUUUGCGGUGUAUGUGGAGUUCUCCGGGCAUCGUUGCGCUCUUUGAAGUCUUUCUUUCCUGAAAUCGACGAAUUCCCUUCAUUUUCGCCGGCUUCAGAUAACAUUCGCCGGCCGUUCGCCGAGGCUACAUGACUGGGGAGUUUUGAAAGCCAGCGGUAAAGUGUUCUCCCCGUCUCUUGCAGCAGCGGCCAAGCCAGUCUCACAAAUAUGUUCAAAGUGAAGGUCAAGUGGGGCAAGGAGACGUUCUCGGAUGUGGAAGUGGACACCCUGGAGGAGCCCAUGGUGUUCAAGGCCCAGCUGUUCGCACUCACGGGGGUCCAGCCGGACCGGCAGAAGGUCAUGGUCAAGGGGGCUGUACUCAAGGACAACGACUGGGGCAACAUCAAGCUGAAAGACGGUGCCGUGGUUUUGCUGAUGGGGAGCAAGGAGGCGUUGCCGUCGGAGCCCGCGGAGAAACCCGUCUUCAUGGAGGACAUGUCUGAGAGCGAACUCGCCACCGCUCUGGACCUGCCGUCGGGCCUAACAAACCUGGGCAACACAUGCUACAUGAACGCCACAGUGCAGUGUCUCCGCACCGUGCCGGAGCUCAAGGAGGCACUGGCAAAGUUCCAAGGAGAGCUGUACUUGUCUCGGACGAGCGGUGUGGGUGCCCAGUCGGUGACGGCCGCCCUCCGCGACCUCUACGGCGUCAUGGAUCGGUCGGCAGUGGUGCCGCCGAUCGUGAUGCUGCAAGUCCUCCACAUGGCCUUCCCGCGCUUCUCCGAGAAGUCCGAGCACGGAGGGUUCACGCAACAGGACGCCAACGAGUGCUGGACGGAGAUGGUGCGAAUGCUGCAACAGAAGCUGCCGGCGGGAGACCAGGCGGCCACGGAAACGACGGCCGCCCAGCCGACCAAGUAUUCCAACUUCGUGGAUCAGUAUUUCGGCGGCAUCUUCGACGUCACGCUCAAGUGCAUAGAGUCCGAGGAUGAACCGGAGACGAAAACCACGGAGCACUUUCUACAGCUGAGCUGCUUCAUCUCUCAAGAUGUCAAGUACAUGUAUGCGGGUCUCAAGAGCAGACUCUUGGAAACCAUUAGGAAGAUGUCUCCAACACUGGGCAGAGACGCCGAGUACAAAAAGAUGAGCACUAUCAGCCGCCUGCCUGCCUACUUGACCAUCCAGUUUGUCCGCUUCUUCUACAAGGAGAAGGGGGCCGUCAAUGCCAAGAUCCUCAAGGACAUCAAGUUCACGAUGCAGCUGGACAUGUUUGAGCUGUGUUCGGAGGCGCUGCAGCAGAAGUUGAUCCCGAUGCGGACAAAGUUCAAGGAGGAGGAGGACCGCAAGCUCGACGUGGCUCAGAAGCUCAAACUGCAGCAUCCGGACGAAGCUACUCCCUCCAGCAAGAGGACCAAGCAGGAGCCCUACUCCUUCCCCGACGACCCGGGCUCGAACAACAGCGGUUACUACGAACUCCAGGCGGUGCUGACGCACAAGGGCAGGUCUACGUCGACGGGACACUACGUCGCCUGGAUCAGGCGGAAAGAAGACGAGUGGUUCAAGUGCGACGACGACAAAGUGUCGCUGGUCAGUGCCGACGAGAUCCUCAAGCUCUCCGGAGGAGGUGACUGGCACACCGCGUACGUCCUGCUGUACGGACCACGUCUGCUGGAAGUAGAAGAGGACCUGCCGUGUCCAUAGCUACCCAUCCUGCCACACAAGAGCACCCCUCUCUCCUUACGAUGGACCCUUUUUUUAAAAAAAGAAGAGAAUAAAGUGUCAAGUUUGAGA